GCUCUGAAGCUCCUCCUCCUACAAGUCUACAACUACAAAUUAAAUAGAUUCCAAAAACUCUCUGCGAGGUAAAGAUAGUAAGAAAGCACUAGCUCAGAUCUGAAUCGCGCCCUAGAUCUCCUAAUCCAGCUUUUCCCGCUGCAUUUUCCUCAGGAUUUCUAGUUUGCAGAAUUUAUAGUCAUGUCAAGGAGGCCAGUAAAUCCUUCCAGACGCAUUGGUGACGGUGGAAGUAUCCCAUUUGUGGGUGCAGUGCAAUCCAAGGCACGCUCAUCACCUCUACUGUCCAUAGGACUUGUGCUUGUGGGUGCAGUUCUUCUCGUCUUCUACGCUUUUAGCGGGUCAGGUGGCCAGAGCACUAAAGAGGCUGUAAUUAAACUUGAAGGUGGUUUUUCAUGUACAUUUGAAGUUCAAAGAGUAAUACCUAUACUAAAGAAAGCAUAUGGUGAUAGCAUGCGUAAGGUGUUGCACGUGGGCCCUGAAACCUGCUCAGUGGUAUCUAAAUUACUAAAAGAAGAGGAUACUGAAGCAUGGGGUGUGGAACCAUAUGACUUGGAAGAUGCUGAUGCAAGUUGCAAGAGUCUUGUUAGCAAAGGCAUUGUGCGGGCGGCUGAUAUAAAGUUUCCACUGCCAUACCGGGCAAAAUCAUUUUCUCUCGUAAUAACAUCGGAUGCAUUAGAUUACUUGUCUCCAAAGUACCUCAACAGAACUCUUCCAGAGUUGGUGCGGGUAUCUGCUGAUGGUGUUGUUAUCUUUACUGGUUAUCCAGGUCAGCAUAGAGCUAACGUUGCAGAGCUAUCCAAAUUUGGCCGUCCAGCGAAAUUGCGAAGCUCAUCUUGGUGGAUAAGGUACUUUGUUCAAACAAGCCUAGAAGAGAACGAAGUGGCCUCAAAGAAGUUUGAACAGGCUGCACUAAAGAAAUCUUACACACCUACCUGCCAAGUUUUCCACCUCAAGUCAUACCACUAAAAUCACAAAAUUGCAUCUUUACUCUAUCAGCCUCUUGGUGAAAACACCGAGUACAAAACGUUUUCAGCACCCGAAGGGUAAGUUUAUAUUUAAUGGGAAUACAGAGCCAAAUUGUGCGCACGGGUUUGAUGCAUGACCUUCUGAUCGAUCUGUGUAGGGGAAGUGAGUUCUCAUGAGUUGGCUUUCAUCCUCGCUAUGUAUUCUUUAACAUGAUGUAUUUGUUUUUCCUCAACAUUCUUGCUCCUCGUUGUUGUUGCAGUAAUAGAUUUGUUAGUACUUUCUACAUCUAUUAUUGUUUAUUAUAUUUAUAAAACACAAAGGUUGUUAUUUUGUGACUGAAA
Molecule: messenger RNA, 1307 nt
Organism: Malus domestica (apple)
Lineage: Eukaryota; Viridiplantae; Streptophyta; Magnoliopsida; Rosales; Rosaceae
Product: probable pectin methylesterase CGR2
Biological process (GO): pectin metabolic process
Molecular function (GO): methyltransferase activity
Source: RefSeq, a predicted model, not a curated record